AUGUGAUUGUCAUAACGUUUGCAGGCUUUUCACAGUUUGUGGUCUUACGUUCGCGCAGUCUAGCUGUUAAGUGUAAUUUAAAGCUUUUUUUUCUGUGUUAACACCUUUUAUAGACACUAAUGGAGGACCUGCAGAUGCAACAAUAAUCAAAAACACCUCGGAUUUUAAUGGUGAGACGACGUGACGCACGAGCUGUACUUCCCUGUCCGCACAGACAAUGUGCAGAGGACCUCUGUGUUGCUGUCACUAUGGCCUGGUCUAUGGGACACAGCCAGGAAAAAAGACUCCCAGGAGAUACCGAUGAUGAUGAAGAUGAGCUAUUUUUUGUUGGAGUGUCAAAUGUCUCGAAACAAACCUCCCCUCUAACCUUUAGAGCUCAACCCUGGUCCAAACCUGAAGAAGAAAGAAAGCCUGUCAGAAUUCGUCCACCCAGCCCCAGUGCUCCACAGCCGAGAUCUACAGGCCGCAGCCUCUCCUGCGAACCCCCACCAAAGCCCAUCAUUCACAGACGGGCACAGUCGUUACCAUCCCCUUCAGAACAGAGGAGGUUCACCCGCAGGACUGGGGUCCGAUUUGUGGACUCCUUAGGAAUGGACCUGGAAAAUGUGAAAGUUUUCAAAAGUGGAGAGGACCCGUUUGUGCCAGAGCAUGUCCUCUUCAGACUUUUAAUGAAUGCAGAGUUGGCAGCUAGCAAAGGCUUGGAGAUAUCUCUCCCCUACUUAAAACCUGUGUUCUCAGAACAACCAGGCGACAGUGCAAACUUUCUGGAACGCCUGUUUCGCCAGAAAGUGUGCCUGGAGCGUGUGUUGUGCUACGAGCCUGGCAUUAUUGGCAUCGUCCAGGUUUUAAACCUGGCCUUUGAAAAGGAGGUUUAUGUUCGCUAUUCUUUUACAAACUGGAAAAGCUGCUCAGAAACCAAGGCUAAUUGGGUUGGAAAUAAAUACAUGGAAGGCCUCAGUGAUGGAUGCAGCUGCGACAGUUUCAGGUUCCAUCUUCCAGUUCCUCCAUUCCUUCUUCAUCCUGGUGCAGUUCUGGAGUUCGCAGUCCGUUACAAAGUGCUGGAUGCUCAGUUUUGGGACAACAAUGAUGGACAGAAUUAUAAGUUAGUCUGCCAGAGCUAUAAUCUUCCCGUUCCAAAGGAAAUCGAAGACAGUAUGAUACACUUCAUCUGAAUCUUCGGAAUCCUUGUAUAUAUGCAAUACAUUUGUUUCAAGCCACUUUCCUUAGCACUGGAUAACAGUUUCAAAAGUGGCAGGACCUAAAUGAUGAGUUGGGUGUAGCUGAAGAGGGGGAUUCACAUGAUUUUACAAAAUAAUAAUUUAAUCGUUGAGACUCAAAAUCUACUAAACACCUAAGAACCUUUUUUACCAUUGUGGUGGUUAAAAUCAGGGGACACAAUGUCUACAAUGCAAUCAUAGCUAUGCUAUGUACUUUUAAAAAUUGACCAGUCAACCUACAUGUGUCUUCUGGGUUUUGUUGAUGGUAGUAAAAUAGUGGCAAACCUAAUUUUUAUUUGUGGAUAACCUCACUUUGAAUCACAUGUACUUCUCUGCCUUGCACAUAAUUCAAAAAUGUAAUUUAGGCAAAAACCUUAAAAUAAUUGUAAAAUAAGACUUAUAUAAAUUAAAUGAUUUAUAAAAUAUUUCGGAUAAAAUAUGAUGUGAUGUAGCUUCUAGAGGCAUUAAAUAUUUUGGGCUGGUCCAGUUCUGACUAAGUUUGUCUAGAAUUAAACGUUUCAAAACAAACCACUUUGAAUGACUACUAAAUGUGUGCAUUGUAAUAAUUUUAUAAUGUAAACAUAUUGAAAAAAAAAACAGGGCUAAUGUCUAUAUAGAAUUUUUUUACGCAUUUAUUCAGAAUAUUCACUUACACACCAGCGUGAGUAGAGGUAGGGUGACUAGUAUAAGUCCGUCUACUUCUACAUUCUUAACACAGCAACAGUAAAUCAAACCACUAAGGAGUGCCACCACACACAAAGCCAACUGUUUUUUUUAUAUACAGCUCUGGAAAAAAUAAGAGACCACUUCAGUUUCUGAAUCAGUUUCUUUGAUUUUGCUAUUUAUAGGUAUAUAUUUAAGUAAAAUUAACAUUGUUGUUUAUUCUAUAAACUACAGACAACAUUUCUCCCAAAUUUCCAAAUAAAAUAUUGUCAUCAGGCAAGAAAAUGUUAAAUGGCUGAAAUAACAAAAAAGAGCUUUCAGACCUCCAAUAAUGCCAAAAAAAAAACAAGUUCAUAUUCAUAAAGUUUUCAGAGUUCAGAAAUCAAUCUUUGGUGAAAUAACCCUGUUUUUUUAAUCACAGUUUCAUGCAUCUUGGCAUGUUCUCCUCCACCAGUCUUGCACACUACUUUUGGAUAACUGUAUGCCACUCCUGGUGCAAAUCAUCAUCCAUCUUUCUCUUGAUUAUAUUCCAGAGGUUUUCAAUUUGGCAAAUUAAGAAAAAAAAAAAAAAAUUAAGUCUCUUUUUUUCCAGAGCUGUAUAUCUAUAGAGUAGAACACUGAUUGGUAGUCUCACCUCUUGAAUGUGAAGGUAUUUAAGUGAGUGGAUAUUAAUCUCUGCUUAUAAAAAUAGUAUAACCUAUAAAAGCCUGCAGUAUUAAACACUAUUAAACUUUAAUCCUAAGGGUUGCACAAAAAUGCAAUAAAAAUGUUCACUGAUGAAAACCUUUAAUUAUUUGCCAAAUGUGAAUAAAUGAAGUGCCUGUAAAAGCCUUACCUUGGUUCUAAUUCCAAUAAAAUUUCAACUCCCUGCUUUCUAAGAA
Messenger RNA from Astyanax mexicanus (Mexican tetra), 2761 nucleotides. RefSeq names its product protein phosphatase 1, regulatory subunit 3Da (gene ppp1r3da). The record is from RefSeq and is a predicted model, not a curated record. NCBI's taxonomy places the organism in Eukaryota, Metazoa, Chordata, Actinopteri, Characiformes, Acestrorhamphidae. Gene Ontology annotation, molecular function: protein phosphatase 1 binding; glycogen binding. Bases 168 to 1172 code for a protein of 334 amino acids. The transcript is spliced from 2 exons. Gene Ontology annotation, biological process: regulation of glycogen biosynthetic process. Gene Ontology annotation, cellular component: protein phosphatase type 1 complex.